UGAAAAUUCCACCUAGAUGAUAAGUUUACAUGUAUUGCAGACCAGACCAGAAGCACUUCUGAUUUCAGAUCUGUGAGUCUUGGAGGUGUCUGCAAAGCAAAUCUUUAAGAUCAGAAAAUGAGUGAGCUUGACCAGUUACGGCAGGAGGCCGAACAACUGAAAAACCAAAUUAGAGAUGCUAGAAAAGCAUGUGCAGAUGCAACUUUGUCUCAGAUCACAGCCAACAUUGAUCCAGUGGGUCGGAUCCAAAUGCGCACCAGAAGAACGCUGAGGGGGCACUUGGCUAAAAUUUAUGCAAUGCAUUGGGGCACUGAUUCCAGGCUUCUAGUUAGUGCCUCCCAAGAUGGCAAACUCAUCAUUUGGGAUAGCUACACCACAAACAAGGUCCAUGCCAUUCCUCUGCGUUCAUCUUGGGUCAUGACCUGCGCAUAUGCACCUUCUGGCAACUACGUGGCCUGUGGUGGGCUUGACAACAUCUGCUCCAUUUACAAUCUGAAAACCCGUGAGGGAAACGUGCGCGUUAGUCGUGAGCUGGCUGGACACACAGGUUACUUGUCAUGCUGCCGCUUCCUGGAUGAUAAUCAAAUUGUCACCAGCUCUGGAGACACCACUUGUGCUUUGUGGGACAUAGAAACUGGCCAACAGACAACCACCUUCACUGGGCACACUGGGGAUGUCAUGAGUCUUUCUCUUGCCCCUGACACCAGAUUAUUUGUUUCUGGGGCUUGUGACGCUUCAGCCAAACUGUGGGACGUUCGAGAAGGAAUGUGUCGGCAAACUUUCACCGGCCACGAGUCUGACAUCAACGCCAUCUGUUUCUUUCCAAAUGGCAAUGCAUUUGCCACAGGUUCAGAUGAUGCCACCUGUAGGCUCUUUGACCUCCGAGCUGACCAGGAGCUGAUGGUGUAUUCCCAUGACAACAUCAUCUGUGGGAUCACGUCGGUGUCCUUCUCCAAGAGUGGCCGCCUCCUGCUGGCUGGAUACGAUGACUUCAAUUGCAAUGUCUGGGACGCACUCAAAGCCGACAGAGCAGGUGUUUUGGCUGGACAUGAUAAUCGUGUCAGCUGCCUGGGGGUGACCGAUGAUGGCAUGGCAGUGGCCACAGGAUCCUGGGAUAGUUUCCUCAAGAUAUGGAACUAACACCUCUAGAUAACAGAUGGACUCCACCAUGACUGGAAGACCAUUCCGACCUUGGAAGAGUCACCGUGAUGGCAUAUCCAGCCCAAUUAUACUAACUCGGACACCCCCACGUCUCCCUCAGAACUUCCAAAGGGCAAGAUCUUUUUCCCCUCACCUAUUGCUGAAACAAAGAGCACAAUCCCCUCUACAAGAAGAAUCUCUGUGGUUGUAAACAAACAAAUUGUGCAUUCCUUUGGGACCAUUGUCAUCGCUUUCUUUUUUUUUUUUUUUUGUCUUGAACGAAUAUAAAAAGGAAAUACUAUUAAUAAAAACGUUCGCCGGAAGGGAAGCCUGAGUAAUUAGGAAACAGGCCCACAGCUGAUUCUCACUGUCUUUUAUUUAAAGUUUAGACCAGUGAUCCUGUUUUGUGAACACACCAAGUUGAGGACUUUGUUUUAUCUCAUAACGGUUUCAAAAUUUAACGUCGUGUUUGUAGCAGGGUUUUGAAAACCUUCUGAUUUCCUUUUUUAACUAGAUUACUUUACGGUCAAUUAUGAAGCAAACAAGAGGGUCCUGCCCAGCCUCUCUGGGAUUGUUAAUGAUGUAAAUUUAGUCCCUGAUUUUUUUAUUAUUUUUUGUCUGGCGUCUCAGAUAAUUGUUGCUGCACAAAAAUAUGGCGUAUAGAGAAGUAAGGCAACCAAGCACACACCUGCUGUUAAUGGUAUUGAACGCUUGUUUCGAGAACCUUUCCCCUUUUGUGAGUAGUUCACUCCGGCCCGUCCCCCUGUUUCUUUACCCUUCUGCUCCUCUCUCCCCGUCAGUUCAGUUUUUAUCUCCUUUGGGUUUCUUUGUGCAGUUGGAGGGCGGUUCAUAUACCCUAACACUACCCAGCACCCCCAACUAUCAGGAACCUCGAUUUUCAAGAGAGAUGCCUGUCCUGUGCUUGGAUAGUCAGUCAAUUCUUUGUGUAUGAAAUGAUGUACAAAUCAAUGUUUUGAAAAUAAUGAUCUUGAACUUUCUAAGUUAAAACCAAUUUUUGAUUGUUUGCCAUUUUGGGUGGGUUUACUCUUAGAAUCGCAUGCUGUAGAAAUGCUAAAAACAAAAAAACAAAACAAAAAAAUGCAUAUAGGACUAAGUCCUUAGGUGUUUUUUUUUCUUUUCAGAAAUAACCUGUUUAAAGUUGUAACCAUUGCCGCUCUACUUACUUCUUGUUGCUACUCUGUGCACAAGCCCCUGAGGGAUCGCUCGGGAGUAGCCGUAACUCCCUCCGCCAGCCGACUCCCACCGUCGGUUUUCGGCCCAUCCGGACGGUUGCUGGCGGAGGUUCCUGGGGACCACCCUCUAUCAGUUAGCCCUUCAGAGCCCCACCCCCUGGUAGAAGGAGUCCUUGGCAGCGAAUGGUCCUUUUUGUAAUGACCAGGCUUUCCUGGUUUUCUUUUCAAAUAAUAAAAUAUUACGCAGCAGCGUCUGGACAGUAGAUCGUUCUGUUAACUCUCCUCCCUUCUCAUGUAUCCAGAAGUGCUCCUCCUUAGCAGCUGUAGUGGCUUCUCUCCAUUCUGUUUUUUCUGCAACAUUCUGUACAAAAAUGUGCUGUAAUCGUGCGUUAGGCCUGGACUUGGCAAAAAGAAAAAAAAAGAAACCUCUCUUUGUCCCCCACCCGCCCCCAGCCCCCGUUCUUUCUCCAUGAAUCCCUGGUAGAGCUCUCCACACCCCGUGCCCCUUUUCACCUUUUGUAUUUAAUUUUAAAGUCAGUGUACUGCAAGGAAGCUGGAUGCAAGAUAGAUACUAUAUUAAAAUGUACUGUUAUUUAAGAUGUAAUAAAGCAGUUUGACAUGA
This is a messenger RNA of Trichosurus vulpecula (common brushtail), 2955 nucleotides long. It is a transcript of the gene GNB1, whose product is annotated as G protein subunit beta 1. The transcript is spliced from 12 exons. Gene Ontology annotation, biological process: G protein-coupled receptor signaling pathway. Bases 118 to 1140 code for a protein of 340 amino acids. Gene Ontology annotation, cellular component: heterotrimeric G-protein complex; cytoplasm. NCBI's taxonomy places the organism in Eukaryota, Metazoa, Chordata, Mammalia, Diprotodontia, Phalangeridae. Gene Ontology annotation, molecular function: signaling receptor complex adaptor activity; protein binding. The record is from RefSeq and is a predicted model, not a curated record.